CCACGUGACAUCGUUUGAACUAACACCAACGAUCUCUGCUAUAAAGUGGCCUACUCAACCCAGCAUUAGAUUUCCCUCUUCUCCCUCCCAAAUCUUCCUCCUGGCAGUGCAUGGGAGCUGUUGCCGUUGCUGCUGCUUUCUCUUCUCCUUCAUCAUUCCUCCUCCCUCACUGCUGUCUACCGCCAGUCCAAGGAACCCUGCUGCCUCCUUUGUUUCGCUGAUGGAACCUCCUUUAGCUGCCAUUCCUCUGCUGCUGACUGUUUACCGACUGUUCUUGCUGUUUCUUGGAGUGGAGGGGAGUGUGUUCACGUUCGUCAACAAGUGCGGGGAAACGGUUUGGCCGGGGAUCUUGUCCAACGCCGGCAGCCCGCAGCUGGAGUCCACCGGAUUUGAGCUCCCCGUCGCGUCGUCUCGCUCCUUCCAGGCCCCCGCCGGAUGGUCCGGCCGGUUCUGGGCGCGGACCGGCUGCUCCGCUUCUGCCGUCGGCGGCGGCGGCGCCGCCUGGUCCUGUGCCACCGGCGACUGCGGGUCCGGUCAGGUGGAGUGCAACGGCGCGGGCGCGGCCCCGCCCGCGACGCUCGCGGAGUUCACCCUCGCGCCAUCGUCGGCGGGGCGGGACUUCUACGACGUCAGCCUGGUGGACGGCUACAACCUGCCGAUGGUGGUGGCGGCGAGCGCGGGGGCGUGCGCGGCCACGGGGUGCGUCGUGGACCUGAACCGGAUGUGCCCCGCGGAGCUGCGAGCCGCGGAGGGGGAGGCGUGCCGGAGCGCCUGCGAGGCGUUCGGGACGCCGGAGUACUGCUGCAGCGGGGCGUUCGCCAGUCCGGCGACGUGCCAGCCGUCGGCGUACUCGCAGAUGUUCAAGGCGGCGUGCCCCAAGUCGUACAGCUACGCGUUCGACGAUCCCACCAGCACCUUCACCUGCGCCGGCGGAGCUGACUACACCAUCACAUUCUGCCCAGAGUCAGCACCAAGUUUCUUGUACUCGAACCACUUUCGCACUGUCACGAGAGAACUGAUCGAUUUCUUCCGUUGCUCCACCGAAAAACGACGCACAGCAGUCAGAAAGCAUCGACAGACUCCUACAGUAGUCCAACUCCAUACACAACUGCGACAUCGACGCCUACAGCAACCGGCGGGCUGAUGCUGGAAGACGACUCCUGGCUUGCAAGCAUGGCGACCGGCGACGCAAACACCGCGAGGAGGGCCGUCCCUUUCCUGCACCAAGCCUUAUUCAUUGUAGCCACCGCAAUGGCCUGUACACUACUUGUGCGAUAGCACAACGUGAAUGCUUGAUUCGAUUCCACGCCCCCUCCA
Musa acuminata AAA Group (dessert banana) is the source of this 1317-nucleotide messenger RNA. Its product is annotated as thaumatin-like protein 1. The transcript has 3 exons. The coding region runs from base 221 to 1144 and encodes 307 amino acids. The record is from RefSeq and is a predicted model, not a curated record. Gene Ontology annotation, biological process: defense response. Lineage: Eukaryota; Viridiplantae; Streptophyta; Magnoliopsida; Zingiberales; Musaceae. Gene Ontology annotation, cellular component: extracellular region.